This is a messenger RNA of Alosa sapidissima (American shad), 3811 nucleotides long. It is a transcript of the gene kcnj3a, whose product is annotated as potassium inwardly rectifying channel subfamily J member 3a. Gene Ontology annotation, biological process: potassium ion import across plasma membrane; regulation of monoatomic ion transmembrane transport. The record is from RefSeq and is a predicted model, not a curated record. Gene Ontology annotation, molecular function: G-protein activated inward rectifier potassium channel activity. NCBI's taxonomy places the organism in Eukaryota, Metazoa, Chordata, Actinopteri, Clupeiformes, Clupeidae. The transcript is spliced from 5 exons. Bases 11 to 1561 code for a protein of 516 amino acids. Gene Ontology annotation, cellular component: plasma membrane.
CCUCAGUAUUAUGUCUGCACUUCGAAAGAAAUUUGGGGACGAUUAUCAGGUAGUGACCACCUCAUCUAGCGGCUCUGGCUUUAACCAGCCAGCCCCAGAGAAGAAAAGGAAGAGGCAGCGCUUUGUGGACAAGAACGGGCGAUGUAACGUCCAGCAUGGAAACCUCGGUGGAGAGACCAGCAGAUAUUUGUCAGAUCUCUUUACCACACUGGUAGAUCUGAAAUGGCGAUAUAAUUUGUUCGUUUUUAUCCUAACUUACACUGUGGCUUGGCUGUUCAUGGCCUUUAUGUGGUGGAUUAUUGCCUACAUAAGGGGAGACCUCAACAGAACUCACGAUGACAAAUACACGCCAUGUGUUGCCAAUGUUUAUAACUUUCCAUCAGCUUUCCUUUUCUUCAUUGAGACCGAGGCCACUAUAGGCUAUGGCUAUAGAUACAUCACAGACAAAUGUCCCGAGGGGAUCAUACUCUUUCUGUUUCAGUCAAUUCUUGGAUCAAUAGUCGAUGCAUUUUUAAUCGGCUGUAUGUUCAUUAAGAUGUCUCAGCCCAAGAAAAGAGCUGAGACCUUAAUGUUCAGUGAACACGCGGCCAUUUCAAUGAGGGAUGGAAAACUCACUCUGAUGUUCAGAGUCGGUAACCUGCGCAACAGCCACAUGGUCUCAGCACAAAUACGCUGCAAAUUGCUCAAAUCUCGACAGACGCCCGAAGGCGAGUUUCUUCCGCUGGAUCAGUUAGAGUUAGAUGUGGGCUUCAGCACCGGGGCGGAUCAGCUCUUUCUCGUGUCACCGCUCACCAUCUGUCACGUGAUCGACACCAAAAGUCCAUUCUACGAACUCUCCCAGAGAUCCAUGCAAACGGAGCAGUUUGAAAUUGUAGUGAUCUUGGAAGGCAUUGUGGAAACUACAGGCAUGACGUGCCAGGCGAGGACCUCCUACACGGAGGACGAGGUGCUGUGGGGCCACCGUUUCUUCCCGGUCAUCUCCCUGGAGGAGGGCUUCUUCAAGGUGGACUACUCGCAGUUCCACGCCACCUUCGAGGUGCCCACGCCACCCUACAGCGUCAAGGAGCAGGAGGAGGCUCUGCUCAUGUCCUCACCACUCAUGGCGCCCUCGCUGUGCAACAGCGGCGAGCGCAACAGCCUGGACUGCCUGGAGCUCCUGGAGGACACGGAGAGUGCCGCCGCCGCGGCCACCAGCAAGCUGCCGGCCAAGCUGCAGAAGAUGACCGGCCGCGACGGGCUUCCGCGCAAGCUGCUGCGCAUGAGCAGCACCGCGUCGGAGAUGACCUACAGCCUGGGCGACCUGCCCAUGAAGCUGCAGCGCAUCAGCUCGGUGCCCGGCGUGGCCGAGGCCCACCGGCACCUAGAGGCCGACCGGCACCUAGACUCGUCCGACCGGCACAUGGGCUCGGCCAAGACGGCCAAGAUGGGCGCUGACCCCAUGAGCCAGUCGGUGGCGGACUUGCCACCCAAGCUGCAGCGGAUGGCCGGGGGCUGUGGCGGGCGCAUGGACGGCCACUUGCCCCCGAAACUGCGUAAGAUGAACUCGGAGCGCUUCACGUGAAGAUGGGGUCUAAGGGGGCAAACAAACACACUGGUUCGACAUGUCCAUCCUGCCCCCUCUUCGUCUCUUCACCCCCCCACCACCCCCUCCCCUGAAACACUUACAUAUAUAUCCAAGGACAACGUUCUUAUAUCUGAACUGAUGCACAGUCUAUCUACAUGCACACACAAUGUGAACUUUAUCUGUAGUAGGGUAAUUUACAAAAGCACCAUGUUGCUCCUGGAUGCAUUGUCUGUAUCCACGCAGUGAACAAAUUCCUCUUGAUUACUUCAGGUUCCAUGUAAUUAGCACAAUCUGGCAUGUAUCAAACACUAAGUGCAUGUUAUUUAAAACCUCUCUUAUUUAUUUCUGGCAUGCCUUGUUUGUACAUAUAUUUUUCACAGCAGAGAUUAUUGAAUUAGUGGAUGAACUUGCUAAGAAACUGGGGAAAGGAGAGAAUUUACACAAACCGGGUUUGUAGCAGAAGAGAAACAUGCCACAGAGAACACAUCUGAAGUUUUUGUUCCGUGAUUUUCUUGAUUAUUGUGGUAAUAUUUGCUGAUGUUUUAUGCAUGUUCUAAAUUGUCCUAGCUAGGCAGAGGUAAUAGGCACAAAUGUUUAACUUUUAAUAUAUUACCUUGUUUAUGUUUAUCCUGGUUUCCACAGUUCCUUCAAGGCAGAAUUUCUGUUACUCCAUAUAUAUCAUUGAUAGAUACAAAAACACUGUUCAACGUUUUUUAAAAGAAAGGACAAUACUAUUCUUGUUACGACACAUUCAACUUGCAUUCUAUUACACAACACUUCAGUGCACAGUAUGAAACAAAUACAGAGGAAUAUUACUUGUACCCUACUGAACAUGCUGGGAUUUGAAGAAAGGUCUCACCUCUUCGACUUUAAUCAUUCCAGAGCAUGAGGUCUCCCUGCAACGAGGAUCAGAUCAAAUGUGUGAAAUGUCAGUGUUUGAUAGACAGUGUUGUGGCAAUUCCCUCCCUGUUAUUUAGCAUUCUACGAGCCAACUGCCACACAGAAAUAUCACAGGAAAUGAAAUCUCUGCUAAGGAUUUGCCCAUCUUUGUUUAAAGAAAGCAAUAAUAACAAUACUAUUUAUUUAGUCUUAGCAGAGGGUGUGUGAGGGGUGCAUCCAUCGCCACUGCAGCUUACUUGUAAUUUACCUUACUAUACUGACGUCAGUUUUUGUAUUGACUCAGUUCACAUUCUAUAAAGCUCCUAUUUGCUGCCUUUUUAUUUGAACUUCCUGAAAGAGACAAAAUUUGCCAGUGCCAUUUUAUUUCAUAGUCUCUUUUGAACCCCACCAGAUCAGAUCUGAAAGUAAUGCAUAAUAUAAAUCACAUCUAAUGCCAUCAACUGCAACUAAACAGGUAAACUCUUCAGUCCUCUUUGUAUUGAUAUAACUUUCUCCUGGAUUGCUUGGGCAAAGCAGUGAGACGGAUCAGCAUAUUAGCGCCCCUGAGUGCUUUUAUCCUCUGAAGACUUCAAGAGGAGCCUAAAUCCCGCUAAUGCACCUUGGAUGAGUGCUUCCCUCCCCAGAGCCAAUUUCUCUUUAUCACCAAGGAGAUCUUUGCACCCAGUGCCAUUCGCCAUUAUCAUCUGCCUGGAGAAGGCCUCCGCCACGGCGGCUGCUACUGCUUGUGUGCAGAGUGGCAUCCAUCGAAGCCCCACAAGCGGCAAAUUCCCCAAACGCCUCGGCAGUCAUGUGACGCAUGAGGUGUGUGGAAAUACCAGUGUUGUUGUUUUUUUACCUACUAUACUUCUUUUGUUCUUUCUUUUGUUAAGUGGUUUGACGUUUGUUUUUGAAAGCCAUAUAUAUUUGUUUGUCAGGGGACCGAACUCUUUAAUAUACAGAAAAAGAAAACAACCCACAGCAGAUCUAGCUUUUUUUCUAGUAUUUAUAGAUUUUAGCGAAAGGCUUUGAGGAAAGUGCCACAGCUGGCCUGUGGUGGGUUUGUGUUGAAAACAAAAAAGCACAAGAUUUGACAAUGCUAUAUACCUACCCACUAGACAUGUCAGUAAACUAACCCUUUAUAUCCUCUUUAGGCAUGAAUGUCAACUUUACACAAGGAUAGAACACCCAACUGUCUGAUGUACACUGCAUAAGUACUUCUACUGUACUGUACUGUACUAUUCUACACUGAUAAACUCCCCAGAGCAACAUUAGGUUUUCUGCGGAGUAUGUAACCUGUGACCUGCUGCUGUAGCCGAAGUCUAUAUAAGGUUGUCUACCCAGUUCCCAGAGAGGCUGUGUAAUUUUACU